AUGGGAGACUUGAUGAAAAGAAAAUUUGACGUAUUAGACUUGUCCGGGUAUAAUUAUCUUGAAUUUGAUGCCCAAAUAAAUUUAAAGGCUCAGGGAUUCGAACAUACAAUAAAAAAAAUUACCAUCCCAAGAAACGAGAAAGAUGCCCCUGCUCAAGUUAAAGUUCCUACUGAUCAAGAGAAAGAAAAAGCUAUAGUUCUCUUAAGGCAUCAUUUAUAUAACAAUUUAAAAACUGAGUAUUUAAUGGUGGAAAAUGCCAAAGAACUAUGGGAUAGCCUGAAAGGAAGAUAUGACCACCACAAAAGGGUACUCCUUCCUUCAGCACAAUUUGAGUGGACAAACCUGAGAUUUCAGGACUUUAAAUCUGUCAGUUAUUAUAAUUCACCACUAUAUAAAAUUGUAUCAAUAUUGAGAUAUUGUGAUAAACUAGUCACUGAAGUGCAAAUGAUUGAGAAAACACUCUCUACAUUCCAUGCUAAUAACAUUAUAUUGCAACAGCAAUACCAUGAAUUGAAAGAGGCUUUGCAAAAUAUUCAGAGCUUAUUUCUACAUUAUUGGUUGUUGAAAAGAAUAAUGAUCUUUUUUUUGAAGAAUAACAACCUAAGACCAACUAGGUCUCAAGCAUUCAAUGAAAUAAAUGCUGUAGAAAGCUCAAAUCCACCUGAGACAAAUGUUGCUCAUAGAGGUGGACGUGGAAAAUAUAAUAACUGUGGCAGAGGUCGUGGAAAUUUCUGCGGAUAUGGCCGUGGACAUGGUCAUGGCCAUGGUAGAGGUCAUUUUCCCCCUAGAAACAACACUCAAAGGGGGCAUCAUUAA
Messenger RNA from Chenopodium quinoa (quinoa), 816 nucleotides. RefSeq lists its product as uncharacterized. Lineage: Eukaryota; Viridiplantae; Streptophyta; Magnoliopsida; Caryophyllales; Amaranthaceae. The coding region runs from base 1 to 816 and encodes 271 amino acids. The record is from RefSeq and is a predicted model, not a curated record. The transcript has a single exon.